Messenger RNA from Cajanus cajan (pigeon pea), 2747 nucleotides. Its product is annotated as Glycosyl hydrolase family protein. Gene Ontology annotation, cellular component: plant-type cell wall. Gene Ontology annotation, molecular function: alpha-L-arabinofuranosidase activity; xylan 1,4-beta-xylosidase activity. Gene Ontology annotation, biological process: arabinan catabolic process; xylan catabolic process. NCBI's taxonomy places the organism in Eukaryota, Viridiplantae, Streptophyta, Magnoliopsida, Fabales, Fabaceae. The record is from RefSeq and is a predicted model, not a curated record.
AAAUGGUGGUGAGAAACAAUAAUUGUAGUAUGACGAUAAAGUUUUGGCUCCAAAAGAUGGGUGUCCCAGUCCCAGCAGCCUUGAGCUUUGCGAUUGCGAGCAUCUUUUGGGUGACAGUCGUCCUCCAUGUCACUGCAGAGCCUCCUUUCGCAUGCGACUGGUCCAACCCUUCCUCCAGAUCCUACCCCUUCUGCAACCCCAAGCUCCCCAUUCCCCAACGAACCAACGACCUCCUCUCCCGACUCACCCUCGCCGAGAAACUCUCUCAGCUCGUCAACACCGCCCCUCCCAUCCCCCGCCUCGCCAUCCCCGCCUACCAGUGGUGGAGCGAGGCCCUCCACGGCGUCGGAAGCGUGGGCCGCGGCGUCCGCUUCAACGGCACCGUCACCUCCGCCACGAGCUUCCCCCAGGUGAUCCUCACCGCAGCCUCCUUCGACUCCCGCCUCUGGUACGAAAUCGGUGACGCCAUCGGCGUGGAAGCGAGGGGCAUCUACAAUGCGGGGCAGAGCAUGGGCCUGACCUUUUGGGCCCCCAACAUUAACCUCUUUAGGGAUCCAAGAUGGGGCAGGGGCCAGGAGACAGCCGGCGAAGACCCUCUCCUCACCUCUCGCUACGCCGUCUCCUACGUCCGAGGCCUCCAAGGAGAUUCCUUCCAAGGAGGCAAACUGCGAGGCCACCUCCAAGCCUCCGCCUGCUGCAAGCAUUUCACCGCUUAUGAUUUGGAUAAUUGGAAAGGCGUGGAUCGCUUUCGCUUCGAUGCUCGCGUAUCUUUGCAAGACCUGGCGGAUACAUAUCAGCCUCCGUUUGAGAGUUGCGUGCAGCAAGGGCGGGCCAGUGGGAUAAUGUGCGCUUACAACCGCGUGAACGGGGUUCCCAACUGUGCGGAUUUCGAUCUCUUGACUAAAACCGCUAGAAAACAGUGGGAUUUCCAUGGCUACAUUACGUCGGAUUGUGGUGCAGUGGGGAUCAUUCAUGACCAGCAAGGCUAUGCAAAAUCAGCAGAGGAUGCUGUUGCUGAUGUGCUUCGAGCUGGGAUGGAUGUGGAAUGUGGUUCUUAUUUGACGGAUCAUGCUAAAUCAGCAGUGUUGCAGAAAAAGUUAGCCAUGUCUGAAAUAGACCGUGCCCUUCACAAUCUGUUUUCUAUUAGAAUGAGGCUAGGCCUGUUUGAUGGAAAUCCAACAAGGCUACCAUUUGGGAUGAUUGGCCCGAAUCAUGUGUGUUCCAAAGAUCACCAAUAUCUGGCUCUUGAAGCUGCAAGAAAUGGCAUUGUUCUCUUAAAAAACACUGCAGCACUUCUCCCACUUCCCAAAACAAGCCCCAGCAUUUCCUUAGCAGUGAUAGGUCCCAAUGCCAAUGCUUCUCCGCUGACUCUUCUUGGAAACUAUGCUGGCCCUCCUUGUAACUACGUCACAAUAUUGCAAGGGUUUCAGCACUAUGCCAAGAACGCCGUUUAUCAUCCUGGCUGUGAUGGUGGACCAAAGUGUUCUUCGGCUCAAAUAGAGCAGGCAGUGGAAGUUGCCAAAAAAGUUGAUUAUGUGGUGCUGGUUAUGGGAUUGGAUCAAAGUGAAGAGAGGGAAGAACGUGAUCGCAUUCACCUAGACUUGCCAGGAAAGCAACUGGAACUCAUCAACAGCGUUGCCGAAGCUUCUAAGAAACCAGUUAUUCUGGUGCUCCUUUGUGGAGGGCCUGUAGAUAUCAGUUCAGCCAAGUAUAACCACAAAAUUGGAGGCAUCCUCUGGGCUGGUUAUCCAGGGGAACUUGGAGGCAUUGCACUUGCACAGAUUAUCUUUGGUGACCAUAAUCCAGGAGGAAGACUACCAAUUACUUGGUACCCAAAAGAUUACAUCAAAGUACCAAUGACAGACAUGAGGAUGCGAGCAGAUCCUUCAACUGGCUAUCCCGGGAGGACUUACCGAUUUUACAAGGGUCCAAAGGUGUAUGAAUUUGGCUAUGGCCUAAGCUACUCAAAGUAUUCCUACGAGUUCGUUUCUGUUACACACAACAAGCUUCACUUGAACCAAUCAUCCACUUAUUUGAUGGUUGAAAAUUCAGAAACCAUAAGGUACAAACUAAUUUCGGAGUUGGGUGAAGAAACCUGCCAAAGCAUGUCGGUCUCAGUGAGCGUGAAAGUUCAAAAUCAUGGAAGCAGGGUGGGGAAACAUCCCGUAUUGCUAUUUAUGAGACCUGGAAAACAGAGUAGUGGAAGUCCUGUGAAACAGUUGGUAGGUUUCCAGAGUGUGAUGCUUGAUGCAGGGGAAAUGACUCAUGUUGGAUUUGUGGUAAGCCCUUGUGAACAUCUUAGUAGAGCGAAUGAGGCUGGUGCAAAGAUAAUAGAAGAAGGGUCUCAUGUGUUGCUUGUGGAUGAUCAAGAACACCCUAUAGAUAUAUUUGUUUGAUGCUACAGAUUUAGCCAACCUGUUUCUGAAACACGCUGCACUUCGGGUUGAGACCAACAAGGGUAAUAUAAUUUCGUUUGGUUCCUGGCUCCAUGGUUUUUGCAUCUGAAAUUCGGAUGAACGAAGCACUGUUUCUAUGUUGCAUGUUGAAGUAGGUCCUCUGAUUAUUGACCCGGAUAAACCAGGUCACUGAAUUGAACUGUAUGUUUCAUCUAAUAAUUAUUUUAAUACUAUUCGCUUGUAGAGAAUGCUUCAUAAUGGUUACAAAUAAUCGUGGAAACAUUCCACGAUACUAGUGUUCAAUUGUUCAUUCAACGUGUCAAUAUGAGAACAAAAUUUCAGUUUAUAAAA